Osmerus eperlanus (European smelt) is the source of this 3688-nucleotide messenger RNA. It is a transcript of the gene zic3, whose product is annotated as zic family member 3 heterotaxy 1 (odd-paired homolog, Drosophila). Gene Ontology annotation, cellular component: nucleus. Gene Ontology annotation, biological process: regulation of transcription by RNA polymerase II. The coding region runs from base 267 to 1607 and encodes 446 amino acids. The transcript has 3 exons. The record is from RefSeq and is a predicted model, not a curated record. Gene Ontology annotation, molecular function: RNA polymerase II cis-regulatory region sequence-specific DNA binding; DNA-binding transcription factor activity, RNA polymerase II-specific. NCBI's taxonomy places the organism in Eukaryota, Metazoa, Chordata, Actinopteri, Osmeriformes, Osmeridae.
CAGUCCAAGGACAUCAUUCUACUGGAAAGGGGGGGAAGUUUGAUCCUCUUUCUCACGGAUUGCAGUUACGGGAGUUGUCUCCCCACUCUACAACCGAAGGAUUGUUUUUUCCCCGAUUUGUUUCAUUUAGUUUUUUUUAUUUUGAAAUUUACUGUUUCAGCACACCGCAAUCGUGUUCCCGUUAUUCGCACCUAGCGUAAGCUCCACUAACCUGGGCUUUCAGUUUAAUUUUCUUUUCUUUCAUUGUCUACGUCUGAUUUAGCCCAAUGACUAUGCUUCUUGAUAGCGGUCCGCAGUUCCCUUCGCUAGGAGUAGGGGGAUUCGGAACACCACGACACCAUGAAAUAGGAAACAGAGACCCAAGUCUGGGACUGAAUCCCUUCGCUGAUUCCUCUCACUCCGCAGCUUUCAAAAUCAGCCCGGUGGCUCACGAUAUCGCCUCCAGCCAGACUUCAGCUUUUACCCCGCAAGCUACUGGGUAUGCAGCUGCCCUGGGACACCAUCACAGCGGACAGGUGGGUUCGUACGGCGGGGGAGCGUUCAAUACGACCCGGGACUUUCUCUUCCGGAACCGUGGCAUGGGAGAGUCCGCUGCUUCGAGUGCCCAGCAUGGGAUCUUUGCCGCGUCUGCGGGGAGCUUGCACGGACCUCCUGGAAUCUCUGAUAACCCUGGACAUUUGCUAUUUCCAGGGCUUCACGACCAGGCGGUAAGCCAUACUUCACCAAGUGGACAUGUAGUCAACAGUCAAAUGCAUCUUGGUUUACGCGGGGACAUUUUUGGAAGACCUGACCCGUAUCGCCCGGUCGCAAGCCCUCGGACGGAUCCUUAUGGCGCUGCUCAGCUCCACAACUACAACCAUCCAAUCAAUAUGAAUAUGGGGAUGAAUGUGCCGACACACCAUGGUCCAGGGGCCUUCUUUAGAUAUAUGAGGCAACCAAUUAAGCAAGAAAUGUCAUGUAAAUGGAUAGAUGAAAAUCAGAUGAACCGACCCAAAAAGACUUGCGACAGGACUUUCAGUACAAUGCACGAGAUGGUGACGCACGUCUCAAUGGAACACGUUGGCGGCCCCGAGCAAAGUAACCACAUAUGCUUUUGGGAGGAUUGCCCGAGAGAAGGGAAAUCUUUUAAGGCCAAGUACAAACUCGUGAAUCAUAUUCGUGUACACACUGGAGAGAAACCCUUCCCCUGCCCAUUUCCUGGAUGUGGAAAAAUAUUCGCCAGGUCGGAAAAUUUGAAAAUUCACAAAAGAACACACACAGGUGAGAAGCCGUUUAAGUGUGAAUUCGAUGGGUGUGACAGACGCUUUGCAAACAGCAGCGACAGGAAAAAGCACAUGCACGUGCACACAUCUGACAAGCCAUACAUCUGCAAAGUGUGCGACAAGUCAUACACACACCCCAGCUCUCUCAGGAAACACAUGAAGGUACACGAGUCUCAAGGUUCCGAGUCGUCUCCAGCAGCAAGCUCUGGAUACGAGUCGUCCACACCACCAGUGCUGGUGUCAGCGAACACUGAAGACCCGACAAAAACACCACCGUCAGCUGUACAAAACACGUCUGCUCACAGUGAUGGACUGCCACCCAACUUUAAUGAAUGGUACGUUUGAAGUCAGAAGCAGCCUUUCAGUGUGGACCAAGAGGUUUAGGAAACCUUAAAAACUACUCACAUUAAGGUAUAUAAAAUGGGAUUUGAAGAUCAUGAAGAAAUGAGAGCAAUCAAGCGGAAGCAGCCCGCAUCUGUUCUCAGGAUACGAAAUUUGACUUUUAUUCCGAGUUCGAAGAAAACAAAUAAAUCAUAAAUAAUAAAAUAAUACUUUCUAAGAAUAAAUAAAAUGUUUUUCUUUUUUUAGUUUACAGAUUCCAGAUGAUUAUUUUAUUUUUCAUUUUAUGUAUUUUCUCAAAAUUUAUUUAAAAAAGGAAAUGAAAAUAUUUCACGGUGUUUUAUAUAACGGUGACACAUACUGUCGCCUUUCAAUUGAUUGUUAAAACUUCAGACAGUCUUAAGAAACGUGCCAAAGUCUUUGUCUUGAACUUGAACAAAAAAUAAAUCAUAAAUAAAUAUAUACUCGUGAAUGUAUUUCCUUGUUUGAUGGGGUCGAAUCUGUUGUCAACGUCCGUUUUCAGGUGGAGAAAUGUGGUAUUAGGUUACGAUUGUUACCGUUGAAUAUAACGUUGCCUUUUGUUAAUAACGUUGUAAAUACAUAUCCAUGAUGCCAUAUUUAUCAAUUUGUAAUUUAAUUAUGGGUAUACGUUCUGAAACUGAAAUGAUAUUUAUGGAAAUGUUUUCUAACAAGUCUGUACAGUUUUGGGUCAUAACCAGCAUAACAUUGAACAAAAUCGUCAACUCAAAAGUUCCAAUAUUGCGAUUGUAUCUUUUUUUUAACCAAUACAUGUGUCUUAUUUGGAUCUGAGAUAUCAUCUAUAUAAAUAUUAUGGAUUUGUCUAUAUAAUGCUGAUUUUCCAUCACUUUUUACUUUAGCUUAUGAGACCAUUGGUCAUGUAAAUCAUCAAUUCUGUAAAGCUGAAUUGUUGUCAAGUGAGUUGACAAACUAUAUAAAACGAUUCUGUCGAUAUCCGCAUUUUGGUCAAAUUAACUUUUUGUGUAUUUUACUUUUAUAGAAUCAGCGAGUAGACUUCAAGUGUAGCAUAACAUCAGUAUAUGAGACAUCCAUCAGCCAUUGCACUCGCCGCAUUUGCAGAUGUAUUAGUACAAACUACAAAGUUCAUGAAUUCUAAACCAAGGUGACAGUAUUUGGAGUAUUUCAAAUUAAGGUCAAAUACCCAAACAUAUGAGCGAGUAUGGCAGUCCUUUAUAGUUCCAGCAAUGUCUUUGUGCAAGUAUGUUUAAAUGUGUCCAUCGGCAACAAUGGAACUGUCACAACACAGUAUCUUCAAAAUAAAAGUUUUUUGUCUGUCAGCUUGCAUUGUUUUAAAUGUAAUUCUUCUGUGAAACUAAGCGUGUUAUCUGUUAUAAGUACUGUGGUGUUGCAUAUAGAGCAGUUUGAUUACACAUUUGCUUGUUUUGUGUGAAUAACUUGUCAAUAUGACAUUUCUGUGUGAACAAGAUUUAGACAAAGGAAUACUAGAUAUAUGUGGCUUGGGGAGAAUAUGUUCAGUGGCUCAAAGAGUUACAGCAUUGCAUUGUAACCUAUUCUCAAGAAUUGAAUCUUAUGCAUACACAAAAUAUAUUGUGCUUAUAUGAGAACGAUUUCAGACCACCAGCACUACUCUUAAAACAAAAUGUAAAAAACAGUACCUCGUAAGUGACAGUGAUAUAUGAAAUACGUUUAUUUAAAUAAUUUAAGGAAUAUAUGUUUUAUAUACUAUUUUAUAUACCUUAAUUUAAAACAAAUACCUUUUCUUAUUCCACCACCUUUCAUGCCCAAUGUUCAGAAGUCCAAGAAUAUUUCUGAUGUAUAAAAGCAGCUAGAAUGUGAUGUUGUAACACUUUCUGGGAGAAAUGGGUAAUGCUCCAAGUUAUUCCUGAAAAGCAAAAUGUUUUACUGAUGAACUGUGUCACUGUGCCACAAUCGAGGCAAUGACAACAGUAAGCCUAUUCGUUAUUUAGCUGACAGGGACAUUGGUUUCUUGUACUUUUUAAAGUAGGCAAUUGUUUGUUGGUUGAUUUGUUUUACCAACUAUUUAUGAAGAAAUGUGAACAUAAAUUUUGACUGAAAUUAAAAAAAAC